UGUGGCUACAUCUGUGGCUGGGCGGACCAUCUCCUCCAAGCAGUAAACCUGCAGAUGUCCUUUCACAGUGUCCAUAUAGGACAUAGCUUUAUUUCUUCACUGCCAACUGAAGCGUCCAUGGACCCUCUGGCUCCACUGCUUCCGUCAGUAACUUGGAGUGCUUUAAGAACUUUGUGAACUCUUUGUCUUGGAGUGGGAAGGGAGAGGAAGGCGAGCAGUUGAUGGGACACAGCCCAGCAGCAGCAGCAGGCUCCUCUGGAGACGGCAUCGGCACUUUUAGCUGGAGAUAAUCCUCCCCCAGGCCAUGACAAGGCAGUGCCUCACCCUUAUGACCCCCCUGGCUGUACUGGGACUCCUUCUGUGGUUUGCAGACCUGAGCCUUGGCUCUGUAGGAGAGGAUGAGGAUUACUACAUACAGGAGCUGCUGACAAGAGAACAGUACAAUCAGGUUCAAGUGUUGGAGAAACCAAUUUCCUCGAUAGCUCAUCGGGAUGAACGUCCAAGACAAAACCCGACAGCAAAAAUGCCCAAAAGAAAGGCAGAAAGCAACAAGAAGACAGAUAAAACCGCAGCUGAAACAAAAUCAGGGAAAGCACCCAACAAAAAGGCAGAGAAAAGCAAGAAGAGCAUGGUUAAGAAUUCUAACAUCAUCUCUGAAGGAGACAGACAAUACAGCUUGAUAAAAGAAGAAUGCCCUCCCAUGGGAUUGGAGACAUUAAAGAUUGAUGACUUCCAGCUUCACGCUUCGUCUACGAAACGCUAUGGCCUUGGUGCACACAGAGGUCGCCUUAACAUUCAGGCUGGCCUUUAUGAAGAUGACCUGUACGAUGGAGCCUGGUGUGCAGGGAGAGAUGACCCACUGCAGUGGCUUGAGGUGGAUGCCAGAAGGCUAACAAAGUUCACCGGGGUCAUCACACAAGGCAGGAGCUCCCUCUGGUCGAGCGAUUGGGUGACCUUGUACAAGGUUAUGGUUAGCAAUGACAGUCACACUUGGAUAACACUUCAGAAUGGCUCAAAAGACAUGAUAUUCAGAGCUAACAGAGAAAAAGAGAUUCCAGUUCGCAACAUCUUCCCUGCCCCUGUGGUCGCCCGGUACAUUCGAGUUAAUCCUCGCUCCUGGUUUCACGGUGGCAGCAUCUGCAUGAGAGUAGAGAUCCUUGGUUGUCCAAUGCCAGAUCCAAAUAAUUAUUACCACAGACGCAAUGAAGUCACAACAACUGAUGACUUGGACUUCAGGCAUCACAGCUACAAGGAAAUGAGGCAGCUUAUGAAGGUGGUUAAUGAAAUGUGCCCCAACAUCACCCGGAUCUAUAACAUAGGAAAGUCUCACAGUGGCCUCAAACUCUAUGCUAUAGAGAUCACUGACAACCCAGGAGAACAUGAAGUGGGUGAACCAGAGUUUCGUUAUACUGCAGGUUCCCAUGGCAACGAAGUGCUGGGACGGGAGCUGCUCCUGCUGCUGAUGCAGUUCAUGUGCCUGGAGUAUCUAUCUGGCAACCAGCGGAUACGUCACCUGGUGGAAGAGACCAGAAUCCAUCUACUGCCAUCUGUCAACCCUGAUGGGUACGAGAAAGCCUUUGAAGUGGGUUCAGAGCUCAGUGGCUGGUCUCUGGGUCGUUGGACCAAUGACGGAAUAGACAUUCACCACAACUUCCCUGAUCUCAACUCCAUUCUGUGGGAGGCUGAAUCCAAGAAGUGGAUUCCUCGCAAAAUGUUCAACCAUCAUGUGCCCAUCCCAGAAUGGUACCAGUCAAAGAAUGCCUCAGUUGCCUUGGAGACACGAGCUUUAAUAGCAUGGAUGGAGAAAAUGCCCUUUGUGUUGGGCGGUAACCUCCAGGGAGGGGAGCUGGUGGUGACCUUCCCGUACGACAGAACUCGCUCCCUGGGGGUGACCAGGGAGCAAACUCCCACCCCAGAUGACCACGUCUUCCGCUGGUUGGCCUUCUCCUACGCGUCCACCCACCGCCUGAUGACUGAUGCCAACCGACGGGUCUGUCACACAGAGGACUUUGCCAAGGAGGAUGGCACCAUCAACGGAGCGUCCUGGCACACUGCAGCAGGCAGUAUGAAUGAUUUCAGCUAUUUGCACACCAACUGCUUUGAGCUGUCGAUGUAUGUGGGUUGCGACAAAUUCCCUCAUGAGAGCGAGCUGCCUGAGGAGUGGGAGAACAAUCGCGAGUCUCUUCUUGUUUUUAUGGAGCAGGUGCAUCGUGGGAUCAAAGGUGUAGUUCGGGAUCUGCAAGGUCGUGGAAUAGCUAACGCCAUGAUUUCUGUAGAGGGCAUCAGUCAUGAUAUACGCACAGCCACUGAUGGUGAUUAUUGGCGCUUGCUUAAUCCCGGGGAGUACAGAGUAACAGUCAGAGCUGAAGGAUACAGCCUCAGCAGUAAGAAGUGCGAGGUGGGCUACUUGAUGGGUGCCACCAGGUGUGAUUUCACCAUCGGCCGGACCAACUUGUCCCGAAUCAGAGAAAUCAUGGAAAAAUUCAACAAGCAGCCCAUCAAAUUACCCGUGAGGCAGCUUCAAGCGCGCAGGUCCAUACAAACCCGUCUGGGAACAUAAUGAUCACAUGAGAGAGCCAGUGGAAGAAUAAAAAGUAAACAUCUACUCUGAUCAGUCUGGGUUGAAGGCCAAGCCUACGUUUGGACCUGUGUCAGAUUCCUCCAGAGGGCUGUCAGUGGAAUUAAUGUUUGGAGACUGAAAACAUGGAUUAAUUUAAAUGAAUGUUUUAUUUGAUUUUUGAUUGAUUUUCUUUGAGUUCAUACCCAGGAAUAUGCUCCCUCUCUGUUCAUUGUUCAUUGUUGACAUAUCAAAUUUUCUUCAUAGCCAUGCUAAACAUUAAAAGUAUUUUGUCUACUCAAAGGCCAAGUUUGUCCAUGUCUAGAAGAAAUAUUAAAAUAUGUGUCCCCACUCCAUGUCAGACUGACUAAAUGCUGUUAAUGCAGAUUAUUAUCACAACCCAGAUAUUUUCAUAAAAAAAACUGAAACAUAAAUUAAAGAUGACAAAUUGUUGCAGCACUUAAGAAACUACAAUAAAUGUCAUUAAGCACAUACCUAUCAGUUGUGUAACAAAAUUAUAUAAACCACAACAAAAGCUCUAUUGCCUGCACUUGUAUAAUUUUCAGUCCUAAAAAUGACUUGUGACCCCUUGUGUGUCAUUGAUUUUUUUUUUUCCAUAUUUUGCUUUUAGUUUUUCAAUAAAUACUUGCACAAACAUA
Molecule: messenger RNA, 3216 nt
Organism: Melanotaenia boesemani (Boeseman's rainbowfish)
Lineage: Eukaryota; Metazoa; Chordata; Actinopteri; Atheriniformes; Melanotaeniidae
Gene: cpxm2
Product: carboxypeptidase X (M14 family), member 2
Exons: 15
Coding region: 305-2560 (751 amino acids)
Biological process (GO): proteolysis
Molecular function (GO): zinc ion binding; metallocarboxypeptidase activity
Source: RefSeq, a predicted model, not a curated record